UCACACAGAUGCCCUACUGCUCCUGCUGCCCAGCAUCCUCCACUGCCAGACAUCCCUGCAAAGAAGGAGAAAGAUCCUUGAGAGUGAGAACAAGAAGUGCAUUUAGAAAGAAAAGCAAUCAUGAGUCACUUUUCACAAUCAAGCCGCACUUCCUACCGCCGCACUUUUGGUGGACCUUCCACCAUGUCCCCCAUGCCUGCCUACACCUCGUACUCUUCCCGUUACCUGAGCCCGGCCCCGGCUUCCGUGUCCACGCGUUCUUUCAGGGUCCGGUCCAGUGGUCCGGCUCCAUCGGUUCCUCGCCUCUCCUAUGACAAAGUGGACUUCUCCUUGGCUGAUAGCAUCAACCAGGAGUUCCUCAGCACACGCAGCAAUGAGAAGCAGGAGCUGCAGGAGCUGAACGAUCGCUUUGCGAUCUUCAUCGAGAAAGUGCGCUACCUGGAGCAGCAGAACGCAACACUCACCCAUGAGCUCAACCAGUACAAGGGCAAACAUCAGCAGGGACAUCCGAACCGCGCCAGCCAGCUCUGUCAGGAUGAGAUGAGGGAGAUGCGCAGACAGGUUGAUCUCAUUGGGAAGGAGCGAGAUCAGAUGCAGGUGGACAGAGAUAACAUGGCUGAAGAUCUGGCCUUGCUCAAGCAGAGGUUGGAUGAGGAGACUCAGAAAAGACAAGAUGCUGAGAACCAACUGAUCCUGUUCCGAAAGGAUGUGGAUGAUGCCACUUUGGUCCGUUUGGAGCUGGAGCGCAAAAUCGAGUCUCUGAUGGAUGAGAUUGAAUUUCUCAAGAAGCUGCAUGAUGAGGAAAUCCAAGACGUGCAAGUGAGCUAUGAAACCCAGCAGAUGAAAAUGGAGGUGGAGGCCACGGUACGCCCUGACCUGACUUCGGCUCUGAGAGACAUCAGGGCUCAAUAUGAAAACAUUGCAACAAAGAACAUGCAGGAGUCCGAGGAGUGGUACAAAUCCAAGUUUACUGACCUGACCGAUUCUGCCAAGCGCAAUGCUGAUGCCAUGAGACAGGCCAAGCAGGAGGCCAACGAGUUCAGGAGGCAGAUUCAGAGCCUCAACUGUGAGAUUGAUGGCCUUAAGAGCACGAAUGAGGCUCUGCAGAGGCAGAUGAGGGAAAUGGAGGACCAGUUUGGACAGGAGGCUGGAAAUUACCAGGACAACAUCAACCGUCUGGAGGAUGAGAUCCGCCACCUGAAGGAUGAAAUGUCCCGUCACCUGAGGGAAUAUCAAGACCUGCUUAAUGUCAAGAUGGCCCUGGACAUUGAGAUUGCAACUUAUAGGAAGUUGCUAGAAGGAGAGGAAAGCAGAAUUGCCGUUCCUGUCAUGAACAUAUCAUCAUUCAGCAUGCGCAAUGGGGAUUAUGACCUGCCCCAUGAUGCUGGACAUGGUAAAAAAGUUGUGAUCAAAACUGUUGAGACCCGUGAUGGAGAGGUGGUGAAGGAGUCCAGGAAGGAGAAAGACACCCCUCGAGAUACUAAGGAAUCUAACUGAGAUGUUCAGGAAUUGAGGACCCAAGAAAGUGCAGGCUGGAGCAAAACAUACACAAAAUAAUAACACAUGUAAUCUGUUUAAGCCUUUAAUCUGAUAUUUACUACUGAUAGAAAAAAACGUUUCAAGAAAAUAUUGCCAUUCAUUUUAACUUAAUACUGUGAUUCUGAAUGGGGUGCAUACUAUCACUGCGCAAUGGUGCUAACAACUUAGCCUUAACCAUAACAUUUAGGCAAACUGUCAAAGAUGCUCUAUAUAUCAUCUCCAUUUACAAAGUUCAAUAUACACCCAGUUAUCAUAUUCUGAUAAAAAAAAAAAACAUGGUUUUAGCCAAAAUGAAGUCAACCAGUCACCUUUUAAACACCAGUGGUGGCCUUUAUUUACAGCAAAUGUUUUCUACAUCUCUCAUGCAUGUGAAAAUUACACCCAUCCUAAGGCGCGAUAUAUCCAUUUAAUCUGCUUUCUCUGCAUCUCUGCAUUUAAUCUCCUUCUAUUUCACCUAUAUAGAGUAACAUCAUGAGUAGUCAUAGUUUAGUUGUUAUUCCUGUAAUGUAAGCACUUUUGGCCUCACCAGGCAGCUUCAAAUAGAAUGUGAUUUAUGUCUCAAGAUCCACCCCAUUCACCACAGUCUGAUCAACUGAACAUGAUUACUGCAGCAUUACUGAGAAUGAAACAAAGCAAAUGUUUGGGGAAAUAAAGCCAAGUGAAACAAAAAA
Molecule: messenger RNA, 2210 nt
Organism: Tachysurus vachellii
Lineage: Eukaryota; Metazoa; Chordata; Actinopteri; Siluriformes; Bagridae
Gene: prph
Product: peripherin
Exons: 9
Coding region: 121-1497 (458 amino acids)
Cellular component (GO): axon; type III intermediate filament; plasma membrane
Molecular function (GO): structural molecule activity
Source: RefSeq, a predicted model, not a curated record